Babjeviella inositovora NRRL Y-12698 is the source of this 1631-nucleotide messenger RNA. RefSeq lists its product as uncharacterized. The record is from RefSeq and is a predicted model, not a curated record. The coding region runs from base 91 to 1242 and encodes 383 amino acids. Lineage: Eukaryota; Fungi; Ascomycota; Pichiomycetes; Serinales. The transcript has a single exon.
CCAAAUUCCAGUACUCAAACUACUAAACUGAAGGUUUAUCUGACUCCUUUUCCUUAUGCAUACUGAUAGCUACCAUCAUAUCAUCUCUUGAUGUCGGGAACGCCACACACCCAAAGCAAUGAACCCAUAACUGAAACCACAGCUCAAUCUAAACUCAGACAGACAGCCACCCAGAACAGUUCCGUUAAAGUAAGAACUAGCUACGGAAUUGAUACGCUUGAGUUCCACAUUCUAGACGACUAUGAAUCCACGUCAAGUGAAGACGAACAUUGCGACUUUAGACCAAUCCGGUUUAUAUACAAACGUAACGAUAAGCGAGCCACAGACUCACCUACACGGGAAAAUGCCACCCAAAAGGCUCAGCAUGCUUCAAAAGAUACUCCGAAAUCUACCACCGUGUCCAAGAAGAGCAAAUUAACAACUCUCAAAUUUAAAGCCCCUCCUUCUCCCCUUAGGAGUGGGGAUAUACAGGAAACUCUACGACCAGAUCUUUCGGAUAUAUCUGAACAAUCAAAGCCACUAAACAGGCCAAAAUUCACACCUAAACCUCAGCCUGGUGCCAGCCACACCGAUUUACCUCCGCUUCAGGAAUUUGGCGAGCCAAUCAAUGGAUACAAGCUAGUGCGAGACAACGGGUCGAAUACGCAAGGCAUACCUAUGCACCGAAGAGGCCUCUACAUCAAUGAAACUUUCGACUACGACAGUUUCUAUGCUGACACAUAUCGGUCUGGGUUUGCUUCUGAAGGACUGGAACAGCCUAAAAAUGUACAGCCAACCAGUGAUCACAGAGCCCCAUCGCUCCAGUCAGUUGAGAAAUACUUGCAGAGGUGGGACGCAUGGGCGUCUGCGUCCAAAAAGGCAGGCCAACCCGAUUUUUCCAAGAUGCCGUUACCGCUUGAGUCUGGUAAGACUGCUUCAUACUACGUCACAGCCUACGGGACGGAUAGCCUUCAUGGUAGAGCUAUCACUACAGAAUCGGUGGGGGACUUUUUUAACGCCUACGUGGCAAAUGAAGAGCUGUUGAAACUACUAAAGCGGGAAAGAAUAAAGUGGCAUCCAGACAAAUGGACGGGACAUCUUUUAGAAGAGAGGAUAUCAGGGCAAACAAAGUCUCGAAAAAAUGAACCUACUGACGAUUCUCAGCUGGAAGUGCCCAACCUCAAAAGAGCUUACCUAUCCAUUAUUGAGCAUGUUUGUCAGAUAAUUGUGGGUUUACUUGACGAACUUUCGAGUAAAGUAUAACUUUCCUUUACUGAUGGCUGCUCGCCGUAAUGAGCUGAGAAUAUACCGCAUAGUUUAAGAGGAAGGUUCCAGCCCAGGCUUUUUUUCCGGAGCCCCAGGCUAAGCAUCUCGAGGAAUAUAUUCAAUUCUACCAUUAUACGCCCAGAAUAUUGAUUCCUGAGAACACAAGCAAAAACUAGCGCUGUCAACUGCACCUUCUGUUUGGAGAAUAUACGUCACCAAGUCCACCCGAUAAAUAUAUAUUAAAAUACUCGUAUAUUAGCCAUCGGCAAGAUAUAAAAAAUAAAAAGCGAGUGUUCGAAGGCUAACGAAUCUAAGCACACAGGUAAACAUGAAACCGAAACCUGACAAUAAAAUGUCCCCACAAAAAGAUUAGAAUGGAAAAAAAA